Messenger RNA from Phlebotomus papatasi, 2521 nucleotides. Its product is annotated as ribosome biogenesis protein SPATA5L1. The transcript has a single exon. The record is from RefSeq and is a predicted model, not a curated record. NCBI's taxonomy places the organism in Eukaryota, Metazoa, Arthropoda, Insecta, Diptera, Psychodidae. The coding region runs from base 76 to 2208 and encodes 710 amino acids. Gene Ontology annotation, molecular function: ATP binding; ATP hydrolysis activity.
UUUAGUGUGAUUUGACAUAGUAUUCUCCGGGGUAAAUUUUUGUUUAUCGUGUUUUUGGUAAUAUUCUGAGUGAAAAUGGAUAUUUUACCAGUGAAAGAUGUUUGGUAUAGGAGGAUUCAGAGAUGUUACCUUCCUGCAGAAUAUUUUUCUAACAAAUUACGUCCAGGAAGUUGGAUAAUUUGUCGUUUGUCGGAUGGAAGUGAGGUUAUAUCUCGUGCUUUUCUUCAUUCUCGGCGGAUGUUCUCCCGGAAUCUUGUUUAUCUGGAUCAGAGUGUGGUAAAAAAGGCCAGUGACACAGAUUCCCAACUCCAGGUAAUUCAUUAUGAAUCUCUGAGAAAUGUAAGAGACUUUCAGAGCAUAGCAAUAGAAGUUUGUGUAAGCGAUAUUAGCUGUCCGGAAGUCUCCAAUAGAGCUUCUUUGGGGAGAAUCUUGAGAAAGAUCCUACGACUUUUUACCUUCUCUGUGGAUUGUGUUAUACUCCUGGAGGAUAUAACUUCCCUUCCCAUUGUCUCAAUCAGAGUGACAUCGACCAGGGAAGGAGGAAUCGGGUCAGUCAGUGAAAUGACUUCCUUGAGAAUUACAAACAUUAUCUUUAGGAGUACCCAGGGUAUAAGGGAGGAUGUGUUUGUGGGAUAUUCAGAGAUUGAGGAAACAAUGAGUGAUAUUUUGAUGAGGAAUCAGGAAUAUCUUAGAGAUUCCGGUCAGAAAUUCCCCCCUCCAAAUGAAAUACUUUUAGUGGGAUCUUCCGGAGUUGGGAAAACCAGUCUUAUUCAUCAUUUGGCCAGGAAAUUCCAUUGCAACUUGUUUCCACUCGAGUCUAAUGACUUUCAAGGACAGUAUCCUGGAGAGUCUGAAAAGUUGUUGGAGAAAUUCUCCCGGAACAUAACAGAAUUGAGUAAAGGUCAGGAAGAUUACCUCUCACUGGUCGUUAUUGAGGAUAUUGACGUACUUUGUCCGAAGGAUUCUUCAUCUGGAGAGCGUAAUACUGAAAAGCUUGGAACAUCUCUUAUAAACUUCCUGGAAAGGAUAUCUGGAGCUAAGGGGGUCCUUGUUGUAGCCACAGCGAAGGAUGUGACUAAUUUGAGUGGAUCUGCGAGGAGAAAAGGUCGUCUGGAAGUGGAAAUCUUCAUCAGGAAUCCUAAUAAAAAGCAAAGGGAGGUGAUUUCAGGGAGUUUUCUGGACUCUCAAAUGAGUAAUACAGAACUUCCUUCCUGGAUAGCUGAGAGGACGUCGGGAUUUGUAGCUGGAGAUCUCAAGAUGCUGAUUGAGAGAGCGAUUGAGAAGAAUAAGAAUGGGAACCUGAAGGAAUCUCUCCAGACUCAAUUGAAAUCAAUGAGAUUGUCCAAUGUCAAGUCCAGCAAUCUUCUCGUAGAAUCUGACUCUGUAGAUUUUGAGAAUUUGGGAGGAUUGGAUGGUCUCAAAAAGACCAUUGAGGUGGCAAUUGUGGCGCCCCUGAAAGAUCCUACUGCCUUUGACAGAAUGGGUCUUGAUAAAACCAAAGGAAUCCUCUUAUACGGGCCUCCAGGAUGUGCCAAGACCACAAUUGUCCGUGCUUUAGCCAAGAAAACCCACAUGCCACUUCUUGCAGUAUCUCCAGCACAAGUAUACUCCCCCUACGUUGGAGACUCCGAGCGUUUUCUAACCAAGGUCUUCCAUGAAGCCAGGAUGUGUACUCCAUCGAUUCUCUUCAUUGACGAACUGGAUGCUCUAGUGGGAUGCCGUCAGCGUGGCUCCAGCAGCGACGUCCAGUCGAGAAUCCUAGCAGUUCUUCUGACAGCUCUCGAUGGCAUCAGUCGUCAGAUCGAUGGGGCUCCGGAAGGAAAUGUUCUAGUUGUUGCUGCAACUAAUCGCCCAGAUGUCAUUGAUGAGGCCCUGAUGCGUCCAGGAAGAUUUGAUAAACUGAUCCACGUGCCUCCUCCUCUGAACCGGAAAGACAGGCUGGAAAUUUUGCAGAAGUUGACUGAAAAAAUGCCUCUAAAGGAAGUUAAUCUUGAAGUUCUUGCUGAAUCUACGGGAAAUUUUUCAGGGGCUGAUCUGAAAAGCCUCUGUCGAGAGGCAGCUCUCCAGAGACUUACAGUAGACAUUUCUGCGGAAUUCUUAACCCAGGCGGAUUUUUUAAAAGCCCUGGAUGAGAUGAGACCUUCUCUGACGGACGCUCAAAUAGCUUGGUACAGAGAUUUCGAGGGAAAGAAACAGAUAAACGGAUGAAAGCAAGGAUGAAAGUCCAUUUAUUCCUGAUAAAAAUAUGUUUCCAGAGAGAAUCGUCACAGGAUUUUUAAAUCAAGAAGGCCAAGCAAAUAAAGCAAAAAGAGUAAGAAAUUCAAGUUGGAGGAUCUCAAGGAUAUUAUCGGACUUAGAGUAAAUCCAGAAAGAAAAGGAGAAAAUGAUUAAAUAUAAAAUUUAUGAAAUGAAAGCUUAAAAAAAUAGUGAAAUCGCAGUAAGAAGUUUAAGUGAAAAUAAAAUAAUCAUAUUAAAAAUUGUGCAGAGGAUAAUAAAGACAAAGUGAUAUUAAUGAAUGAAA